Messenger RNA from Megalops cyprinoides (Indo-Pacific tarpon), 2964 nucleotides. RefSeq names its product calcium-activated chloride channel regulator 1-like. The record is from RefSeq and is a predicted model, not a curated record. Bases 1 to 2964 code for a protein of 987 amino acids. NCBI's taxonomy places the organism in Eukaryota, Metazoa, Chordata, Actinopteri, Elopiformes, Megalopidae. The transcript has 15 exons.
AUGCUGUCUGGGAGUGGGUGGCAAGUGGCUGUGCUGUGUCUGUCUGCUGUGGUGUGCAUGUCCUCCUGUCUGCGUCUCUACCAGAAUGGAUAUGAGGGCUUGCUGGUGGCUAUCAAUCCACAAGUGCCGGAGGACCCUGAUCUCAUCCAGAGCAUCAAGAGCAUGUUCAGAGAAGCAUCCCCUUUCCUUUACAAAGCCACCAGACAUAGAGCUUUCUUCAAGGAGGUCCGGAUUUUGGUCCCAGUCACUUGGAGAGAGAAUCACACUCUGUACCUCAGACCAACAGCAGAAGACACCUAUAGAAAGGCACAGAUUGUGGUAUCAGACCCAUUCUGUCAGAACCUGGCUCAGAGUCCCUACACUGUCUCCAAUGGGCUCUGUGGCCUGCCUGGCCGUUACAUCCACCUCACCCCUCGCUAUCUGCUGGAUCAACAGGUCACGGACAAGUAUGGACCCAAGGGUCGUGUGCUGGUCCAUAGCUGGGCAACUCUGCGCUGGGGAGUGUUCAGUGAAUUUGACACCGACACCCCUUUCUACAGGUCCAGCUUGGGGAAUAUUGAGGCCACCAGGUGCUCCAAAUUUGUUGAAGGCUCCUCAUUUGACAAAAACAGUGGGAGAGAGUGUCAGAUCAACCCUGAUACAGGACUGCCCAAUGCAGACUGUGUAUUUCGACUGAGAGAGACGCUCAACACCACUGCCUCUCUCAUGUAUCAACACUUCAUUCCUGAGAUCAGUGAGUUCUGUGAUGACUCCAGCCAUAAUUUUGAGGCUCCCAACGCCCAGAACAGGCUAUGUAAUUACCGCAGUGUGUGGGAUGUCAUCAUGCAGUCCCCAGACUUCAGUCAGGGUGCCAACCCCCCCUUGUCCACCCAGCCUGCAGCACCCUCCUUCACCCUGCUCAGGGCCCGGCACCGGGUGGUCUGUCUGGUGAUGGAUGUCUCUGGGAGUAUGGGCUUGUUUGACAGGAUAAACAGACAAAGGCAGGCUGCAGAGGUGUUUGUGGUGCAGACAGUAGAGGAGGACUCCAAGGUCGGCCUGGUGUCCUUCAACAGUGCAGCCACCAUUCUAGCCAGCUUAACGGAAGUGACCGGCCCACUGUCACGGGAACAGCUGGCACAAAGACUGCCCUCAACUGCUGGUGGGGGCACCAACAUCUGUACGGGCUUGAGGAAGGGCUUUGAGGUCCUGAGGCAGGAUGAUGGUGAGACAGCAGGAGAUGAGAUCAUCCUCCUGACGGAUGGGGAGGAUUCUUCAGCAAGUCAGUGCCUGGGCGAGGUUAGAGCCUCUGGAGCCAUCGUCCAUACUAUUGCCCUGGGGCCCAGCGCUGACCCUGCUCUAGAGCAAUUUGCGAACAUCACAGGUGGUCGUUGGUUCUUUGCCUCUGACAGUGUUGAUUCUAAUGGGCUGAUAGAAGUCUUCAGUGAUGUCACAUCAGGGUCAGGUGAUGAUACUAGAACACCUAUACAGCUGCUGAAUGCUGCCGAUCAGGUGGCUGGUGGUCACGUUUUCAGGGGCACGGUGAGUCUGGACGCCAGUGUGGGUAACAACACCGUCUUUGCCUACACCUGGAAGACAGCAGAGCCUCAGUUCUCCUUGUGGGACCCCUUCUCCCGCACCUACAAUGGGACCGUGACAAGAGACCCUUCCCUGCGCCUCACUCGCCUCAGCAUACCUGGCGUGGCCCAGCACGGUACCUGGUUAUUCGCUCUUCUCAACACUGAUACAUCUCCCCAGACUCUGACACUGACUGUGUCCUCUUACGCAGUCCAUGAGUGUGUUCCCCCAGUCAGGGUCACCCCCACCCUGGACACUACCAGCGUCAUCUACCCUAAGCCACUCACCAUCACGGCUACCGUCUCCCAGGGCGAUCGUCCCGUUCUCGGGGCUGUGGUCUUCGCCAUCCUGGAGGACAGUACUGGGGUGACAGUUAGGCUAAGGCUCCUUGACGAUGGCGUAGGAGUGGAUGUGACAAGAGAUGAUGGCGUGUACUCUGCCUAUUUCUUCCGCUACUCAAAGAAUGGGCGAUACAGUGUGAAGGUGGAGGUGGAAGGAGUUGAGGACAGCGUUAGUGUGAAGACAGAUGUCACAGGAAACACCAUCCCUAUCCAGUCUUCUUACAUUGACAUUAAUGGAACAACUCACCCAGGUGCCCCCUCAGGUGGCGGGUUGAACAAAACCACUUCAGCUCUUGGCAAUUUCUCUCGUACUCUCAGCAGUGGGGCAAUCACUAUCAGUCAAGUGCCCCCUAAUCCUCAACAACAUUUCCCUCCAGGCCGUGUCACUGACCUUACUGCCUCAUUGACCAAUCAAAGUCAGGCAAAUGAAAGUGUGGUUCUGGAGUGGACCGCUCCAGGAGAGGACUACUAUGUAGGCACAGUCUCUUCUUAUGACAUUAGGUUCAGCUUAGUCCCCAUCUCUCUUCGUAAUAAUUUCUCUUCCACUGCACCCCUCAACUUCUCCCUGCCCUCCCCCCUUCCUGCGGGACAGAGAGAGUCAGUCCUGUUGUCCCUUGAAGAAGUGUUAUCUGGAGAAGGGACACAAUUGCUGUACUUUGCACUGAGGGCAUGGGACAAGGAGGGUUUAGAGUCAGAAACCUCUAACAUUGCUCAGGUCUCCAUAUUCAUCUACCACCCUCCACCACCAUCUUCUAGCUCUCCGCCACCAUCCCCCUCACCACCACCAUCUUCCAGCUCUCCGCCACCAUCCCCCUCACCACCACCAUCUUCCAGCUCUCCGCCACCAUCCCCCUCACCAUCACCAUCUUCCAGCUGUCCGCCGCCAUCCCCCUCCAACAAGCACCUGUCUCUAAUCCUCCCCCUCUCCAUCGUGUUGCCCAUUGUCUUCAUUUCUUUCUGCUUCAUUUUCGCAGCAGUGCUGUUUCGACGUCGUCGUCGUCGUAGAAAUAGUCAGCAUUCCUCUGGCCUGGCCUAUGCCAAUUCCAUGGUGAUGAGGCCUAAGUUCUGA